Molecule: messenger RNA, 354 nt
Organism: Baudoinia panamericana UAMH 10762
Lineage: Eukaryota; Fungi; Ascomycota; Dothideomycetes; Mycosphaerellales; Teratosphaeriaceae
Exons: 2
Coding region: 66-245 (59 amino acids)
Source: RefSeq, a predicted model, not a curated record
GACUACUAUUCCACUUUUGACUUCCUGCAUUCCCUUCAGCAGCUUCGUGUGCGAACAAGUCCUACAUGCUGCACUGUACACCGUCCCAUCUAUACCAGAGUUAUAGCCUCCCGCAGGAAGCCUUCUCGAACUGCGGUGAUGCUCUGUCACCCCCACGAUCAGUGUUUGUGCUGCGCGAAAGAGGGAGGGAGGUACUGCACUACUUAUCGGGAAAUUUGCCCCGGGCGUCGCUCGUCCACUCGUAGGUCACCGACCACAACGCAUCACUCGUGUGCAGGUCUCGCUUCUUUGUUGCUUGUCCGCUCAUGCGACGUAAACGCAGGCAUAUCCCACCGUGGUCUGAGAUAAAGCUCG